Macrobrachium nipponense is the source of this 765-nucleotide messenger RNA. Its product is annotated as troponin T, skeletal muscle-like. The transcript has 4 exons. The record is from RefSeq and is a predicted model, not a curated record. Lineage: Eukaryota; Metazoa; Arthropoda; Malacostraca; Decapoda; Palaemonidae. Bases 1 to 765 code for a protein of 254 amino acids.
AUGACUGAACUGAAGAGAUUAAUAACUUCUCGGAAGUUUGUAAGAAAGUCUGUUACGGAGUCGUUUGAUCGACGUGAUCAGUUCAUCUUACUUGAAGCUUCAGAUAAGCUAGCACUUGAGUCUAAGUUGACUGACAACAUGGCACGUUUGAAGGAAUUGGAUCUUCAAAUACAGGGUAUAAAAUGGAGUUCUGAAGAAAACGAAAGUGAACAGAUGGAGGAAUUGGAGGCCUGUGAAAAUUAUCAAGACAAACUACGUUCGUGUUUAUUUAAGCUCCAAUCGCCUGUACCGACUACACCAUCACCCCCAACUCCAGCUCUUCCCCUUUUGAAGAGACCAACGGCUCCUUUACCUCGAUACUCUGGUCAAGAGAACGAAGAUCUAACUAAAUUUCUAUCUCAAUUUGAGGCAGUUAUCAACAGAUUGCAGUGUAGACCAGAACUAGAUUGGGAUGAAAAGCUUACUGCUCCUUUGAUCAAUGAAUGGAAGAAUAUCUGCAAGCAGGCCAAUUCUGCACCUUCUGUAGAGUUCCCACGGAAUUUUGGUGCUCGUACUGACAAAUAUAAAUUGGUUGGGUUUGCUGAUAGUACUGGAGAGGUGGUGCCCGAACCAGUGGGAUUUGGUGGCGCUCUCAAAGUUGCGACCUGGUUGCGACCUAAGGUCACCAACCAAGAUUUUGGAACGGAAGAAGAAGAAGAAGAAGAAGAAGAAGAAGAAGAAGAAGAAGAAGAAGAAGAAGAAGGAGAAGAGAAGAAAGACAGAUAG